Mustela erminea (ermine) is the source of this 2844-nucleotide messenger RNA. It is a transcript of the gene HAVCR2, whose product is annotated as hepatitis A virus cellular receptor 2. Lineage: Eukaryota; Metazoa; Chordata; Mammalia; Carnivora; Mustelidae. The record is from RefSeq and is a predicted model, not a curated record.
UAAUUUUGGAACACAAGUGGAAAACCAUAAAAAGGAUGAAGGAUUAUUGCAAAAUUUAGAAUAGUGAUAAUUUGUAGGAGAGGACGAAGGUUUUGUGAUCAAGAAGGGACCCAUGGGCUUGGAGUGCAUGUCAGCAGAACUUCAGGAGACUGGCAAUAUUUUACUUUUUUGGGGGGGUGGUUCCUGGUUACCCGAGUGCUUACUUUAUAAAUAUUCAUACCCUGUAAAUUUGUACGUGCAAUGUUUUGUGCAUCUCUUAUGUUUCCCACCAGACAUCAGUUUAACCUUAAGCCGUAUUGUGACAUCAUCGUGCACCCAUCAUCUUGGAAAAAAAUUCAAAAGUCUGGCGGGACUGUUACUGGCAAAGUCGUGGCGCAUCCUAAGUGUUCUCUCUUGCUGGCUGUGAGAAUGUCAGCUGGCAUAAGUGCUUUGGGAAAUGGCUCCACCACAUUUGUGUAAAGUGGAUGCCUAUGAAAAAAGAAAAAUGAAACUGUAGGUCAGGGGACAACGGGGCAAAAUAAGAAAAGAAAAGAAAAGAAAAGAAGAAAGAGAGCUCACCGGAUUGAUAAGGACUCCAUGCCUUGAACUGAGGAGUAUGAUUAGCUUCACUAUCUGACCCGAGAGUAAAAGACUAAUAAGCCAACAAAAGAAAGAAGAGGUGCUCCAUUGCAGAACAUGCCCAGGAUGGGUGACCGCUCACACAGCUCCUCACACCAGCAUGGUCUCUGUCGGGUCGAGGCCCUGCAUUUUCAAGAUGGGACUGCCGAAUCCAUGGUUUCACCUCCUUCCUUCGACUGUGUCCUGCUGUGGCUGCUGCUACUCACAGGGUCUUUGGAAGGGGUAUACGUAGCUGAAGUGGGUCAGAAUGCUGAUCUGCCCUGCACCUACACUCCCAACCCUUCUGAGGAUCCUGUGCCUGUCUGCUGGGGCAAGGGAGCCUGUCCGGUGUUUGAAUGUCAUAGUAUGGUGCUCAGCACAGACGGAAGGAACUUGAAAUAUCAGACAUCCAACAGAUACCAUCUGAAGAGGAGUAUCCACAAAGGAGAUGUGUCCUUGACUAUAGAGAACGUGACUCUAGCCGACAGUGGGAUCUAUUGCUGCCGGAUCCAGUUCCCAGGCCCAAUGAAUGAUAAAAAAUUAAACCUGGAGUUGGUCAUCAAACCAGCCAAGGUCACCUCUGCUCGGACUCCAUGGACAGACUUCACCGCAGCCUUUCCACGGGUGCUCACCACCAAGGGACGUGGCACAGAGACUCAGACACUGGAGGGCCUCCAUGAUAAGGAACACACUCAAAUACCCACGUGGGCUACUGAGUUACAAGACGCUGGUGCGACCACUAGAAUGGGAGUCUACAUUGGAGCAGGGGUCUCCGCCGGGCUGGCUCUUCUCCUUAUCACUGGUGCUUUAAUUCUCACAUGGUGUUCGUAUAGCAAAGAGGAGUUACAGAACUCAAGCCUCCUCACUUUGGGCAGCCCCCCUCCCUUGGGGUUAGCAAACACAGGAGCAGAAGGAAUGCGCUCGCAGGAAAACAUCUAUGUCAUUGAGGAGAACAUAUAUGAAAUGGAAGAUCCAUACGAAUACUACUGCUAUGUCAACAACGAGCAGCAAUCCUGACAACCUAGAGGUUUAACCCUUUAAGUGCCACCAGAUCCCCCGACGUCAUUUUUGAGCAUAGUGUCAUCUUUGAAAACUAUGAAAUGUGUCAAGUGAUCAGUUUUAGAGACUCUGUCCAUGGCCACCAAGCAGAGUUUUUACACUUUCUGAUGAUAAUUAGCUCCCAGAGGGAGGGAACAGUGACCUGCCCUGCAGUUGGCACAACAUCACUUCUGUGUUUCAGCCAUCAGGGCUACCCAACUCAAAGACUACUAAUUGGGACAUUAUAGCUCAAAUGGGCUUUUAUAUAGAGUAAGAAUUUUUAAUAUGCAGUCCCCGAAAUGCCAGGAAAUUCAGUCACAUGACGGAUCCACAGAGCUCCUGAAAAUAUAGGGAAAAUUAUGUGCUGAGAUACGUGCAUGUCUUUUUGGGGACAGAAAGACAAAAGGGGCUGCUGACUUUCAAAGAGAUCUGUGAUCUAUAAAAGUUAAGAAGCUACUGGAGGAGGAGAGAGUAUCGAAUGUUCUCUCCGAGGCUCAAGACUAGUGCUUCUCUGAAUAUUGAUUCUUUAACAGUAAGUGCCACUGCAGAGCUCUCCUUUGCCAGUUAGGUGGACUGCCCAGCAGGUCCUGUGGUGUGGCAGGAGCUCCCAGAGAAAAAGGAAGUGUGCCUCCUGUGUGUUGCCAAGUUUUGUCUGGGGUGCACUCAACGGGAAACAUCUCCCAGCAACUUCUCCAUUCAUGGAGAGAACUGGAGCUCUGUUUUUAUAGAAGAAGAAGCGGUGACUGGGACACACAUUCUGGUGGAAAGAAGGCAAAGGGCUCCAACAGUCUAGAUCAGCAUCAAGUUCUUUGAGGGAAAGACUGUGCUUCUUAAGCUUCAAUUUCAAGGUGGUAGCGACUUGGUUUAUUUUGCCCAUUUUUUACCUGCCCAGUGCUCUCACACCUCACAGAAAUUUAUUAAACAUCUUUGGAGUGAAAAAAACCUAAGAAAGGUAGCCUUCUGCAAAGUCUCUUCUAUUGUAGGGUUUACACAGAGCUCUUCCAGAGAGCACACAGAUAGUCCUAAGACCCCAUAUCUGCCCUUACCUGGUCCCGGGAGGUGUUUUUUUCUUAGCUUCAUUCCCAGGUCAGGCCUUUGGAAGCCUGUUACUCUUUUGUCUGUGUCCCCCUUUCUUUUUCUUUUCUUUUCCUUUCUUUUUUCUCUUUUCUUUUUCUUCUCUUUCCCUUUCUCUUCCUUUCUCUUCUCCCU